Molecule: messenger RNA, 1629 nt
Organism: Dracunculus medinensis (Guinea worm)
Lineage: Eukaryota; Metazoa; Nematoda; Chromadorea; Rhabditida; Dracunculidae
Source: the annotation of a GenBank genome assembly
AUGCAAGACGAUUUUCUGGAGACAUUACGUAACUCAUUCUUCUUUAUUUAUAUUUCGGUGCUUCUUUCUUGGUGUUUGGUUAGUGGUAGUUUACAAUUUUCCAAUACAGUUGAACUGGAAAUUAAGGCAUAUCGCCUUCAACAGUUCGAUUUCAUUAGUAUUUCACGUGGAAGUCGAGCAUGGAAAGUAAUGUAUGAUGCUGUAUCAUUAAAAAGCAAUGCAUUAAGGCGUUGUUUAAUAGUUGAUUGGAAGGAUUUGUUGGCAGUGGAUUUGAAUUCUGUUCUGGGACAUGCAGUUGGUGGCGCAUUAAUUAUUUUACCCUAUAAUAUUGACGAUCUUUCCUCUGCUAAUCGCUUGGCAUUGGAAAAAUUAGAUCGCGAUUUAUAUUCAUUGAAUACGAAUAUGGCUGUGUAUUUAACCUAUGGAAAUGCAGAAAUAAUUGCUCUCCUGGAUGAAGUAAAUGUCUUCUCUCAGAAGGUUUCUUCAGCUACUCAACAACUUUUCAAUUCUAUAGCCGCAAGCACUUUUCAAUUUUUGUCGUCUUCAUCGGUGACGAAUAAUGCCAUUAUUCCUAAUGCAGCCAAUAUUGUCGGUCGAUUAUGGGCAUCUGAUCGUAAUUCUCCCACAGUUGUUGUGGUUGCACAUUAUGAUAGCCAUUCCGCCGUUCCAAGUCUCUCACAAGGUGCGGAUUCGAAUGGAAGUGGAGUUGCUGCUCUUCUGGAACUUCUUGCUAUUCUUUCGCAGUUUUAUGCAUCUACUGUUACAAGGCCGAAAUAUAAUAUUGUAUUUUUAUUAUCAGCUGGAGGGAAAUUCAAUUACCAGGGAAGUCGUCAGUGGAUUGAAGAUAAUAUAGAAAAACAACCUGACCAUUCAAUUGAAAUGGUGAUAUGUUUGGAUACAAUUGGUAACGAUAAUGGAUUAACAGUGCACGUAUCAAAAAUGCCGUCGGAUUCAUCAUCAAUCGGCAAAAUAUAUACAUAUCUGAAAAUGUUUACAUCAUCAUCACGAACAUUAUCUAUCAUAUCAAAAAAGAUUAAUUUAAACGCUGAUGUUUUAUCGUGGGAACACGAAAGAUUUUCAAUACGACGCUUACCAGCAUUAACCAUAUCCAGACUAAAAUCUCAUACCGAUCCGAUUAGAACAUCUUUACUUGAUUCUUCUAAACAGCUUAACUUCCAAGCUUUAGAAGCAAAUAUUAAUUGUAUAGCUGAAGCGCUGCUGGCCUAUCUUCUUGUUUUGCCGGAUCCAAACUGUACUAAUAGUAAUAAUGGUUCAUUGUAUUCUGUUCUGAAUAAAGAUAAUCGAAAUGGACGAGUUCAGCAGUGGAUUAAACUAUUUGGAGCUGAACCAAGGCCUCUCGCUGGCAAUAAUGAUCACAUUAUCGCAAGUUUGAAGGAUACUGUCGCUCGGCUUAGUUCGGGUCAUGUUACUGUCGAACCAGUCUCAUUACUUGAUGUUUCAUUAUACGGUGUAUUAGAAGAUCAACUUGUCGCUCAUCGUGUCAAGCCUGCAAUUUUUGAAUUAAUUUUGGCUCUCUUUAUAUCAGUAUAUUUAUUUGGAAUUUACUUUGUUGCCCUUAACAUUCAAUUGUAUAUCGAAAAAACGUUAGUGAAGUUGAAAAAAUCGUAG